Aspergillus uvarum CBS 121591 is the source of this 384-nucleotide messenger RNA. RefSeq lists its product as uncharacterized. Bases 92 to 322 code for a protein of 76 amino acids. The record is from RefSeq and is a predicted model, not a curated record. The transcript has a single exon. Lineage: Eukaryota; Fungi; Ascomycota; Eurotiomycetes; Eurotiales; Aspergillaceae.
CUCUCGGUCACAAAAGUCCCCAUCUGAUGUGCAUAUAACGACCCUACACAUUUGCAUCCGGAACUUCUUUGACCCCCCCCCCUCCGUGUUUAUGUUUUCUGUUUCACAGAGUCAAAGAACUUUCAAGUUUCUUAUGAAAAUGAACAUGCGUGUAUUAUUCUUCUUGAUAUCAACCUUGUUUUUUUUGUUCGGGUCGGCUUUCUCUUUUUUUCCUUUUCCGAAUUGGAUGUAUACCAGAUGUAUCAUAUAUAGCUUCUUUCCCCUUCCCCCGUCUCUAUUUUUUUUCCUCCUCCGCAUUCCUAUCUUUACCUACCUACCUUGACUUAGACUACUGCCUUUUUAUUUCAUAAAAUUAAGGGAAAUUUAUUGAUUGACUGGAUGAUU